Messenger RNA from Pipistrellus kuhlii (Kuhl's pipistrelle), 3546 nucleotides. RefSeq lists its product as uncharacterized. Bases 114 to 869 code for a protein of 251 amino acids. The record is from RefSeq and is a predicted model, not a curated record. Lineage: Eukaryota; Metazoa; Chordata; Mammalia; Chiroptera; Vespertilionidae. The transcript has 3 exons.
GCGUCCUCUCCAGUGGAGCACAAAGAAGCUAUCUUUUAGAAACAUGGACCUAGGAAGCCUGCCCUCUCAGAGGGCCCCUCCUCUCCCCUGUGCCCGGGCCAGGAUGGCCUCACAUGGAGGCCUGCUGCCUGCGGCUCCAGCAGGGAAAACGGCUCCGGGGCAGCAUGCCCAUUGGUGCAGUUAGGAGGAGACCCUGGUUUUGGGGUGAUGCCUGUCUGACAAGACCAUUGUGUAGCUCAGCUCUUACACUGUGCCAGCAGACAUGGUGGGAAGCGCUCCCCGCUUGGCGGCCUCUCCCUGCUUCCUGUACCACGUGUGGUCCCUGGGCUCCCGCUCCUGUGCGAGGCUUCGGCUCAACCACCAGGAGAUGUGUGGACACUGGGGCGAGCUGCUUCGGGAAUAAGGAGACGUCUGCGCAGAAGCCAGGGGUGAGGGUGAGCUACAGUGACGAUGGUUCACUUCCAGUCCCGGCGGAGGAGCGGCAGAGAGAACCUGGGUGCAGCCAGGAGGGGAGGCAGCUCCAGGGAGCACGGAGCCUCAGGUGCGGGGCCGCCGGAAGAAGUAACGGAAUAGUUCAAAGCCUCCGCCCCUCCCGCCAUGCUCCCACCCAAGCCGCCUCCCUCUCUGGGCAAAGCUGGACCGGGCAGCCGGGCUCUGGGCCGCCCUCCGCCCGCCCGCCGCCCUCCAGCCGCCCGGCCCCAGGACGCUCAGCCUGGACCAGCUCCGCCCGGCCGGCCCUGGAGCCGCCGCCGGCCGCUGCCGUUGUGUGGAUGUUCCUUUCAGCUGAUCCUGUAGCCCCCAGGAAGGUUCAAAGACCACAGAGAGACCCAGUGGAUGCCCAGGCCACUCAGAAGUUGAAACAAAAGUAAUCGCCUGAGGACACCUCUUCUGCUCAGCAACACCCUCACCCCACAGUCCCUUCAAGAAACAAAGAAGCCUAAGAAUGCCAUCUAGAUUUUUUGACAUUGGUUUUGAGAGAGAGGGAGAGAUGGGCAGACAUACAGAGAGAGAUUUGGUAUUCUGCUUAUUGAUGUAUUUAUUGGUUGAUUCUUGUAUAUGCCCUGGCGGGGAUUGAACCCGAAACCUUGGCGUAUUAGGACCACUUUCUAACCAACUGAGCCACCUGGUCUGGGCUCAUGCCAUCUAGAUUUUUCAUGAGCCAAAGAAAAGUUGUAUUCCUUCAUUUGUAUUCCUUCCUCAUUAGUAUUCAUCUGCUUGAAUUUAAAUUUAAUGCGACAUUUAUUUUUUAAAAGUCUUCCUAGUAUACAUUUGCUUAUGAAUGCACCAAUUUUUAAAAUAGGAAUUGCACAAAUGUGUUAAUAUUUUAAGGAACAGUAAUGUUCUAAGUAGAUUGAUUUUUAGCCACACACAAAGUGUGAUCUUAAGAGUGACCUAAAGAGUAUAAAGUGCUCUUGAAAUAACAGCAGUGAGAGGCAAUCCGAAGGGUAAAAUAAUGGGGGAAGUCAUAACGCAACACAGAAAUGCCACGUAUCCUGCCUGACAUCAACCAAGCAAGCACUCUUUUUAUUCAGCCAUAUGGGACACGUGAGCUAUGAUCACUGCUUCUAGCCAAGAAAUCUAGUUAGACAGAAGGACACAAACUUUCAAAAAGAUAAAUAACAACUCAGGUCAAUAGAUGGCAAGACCCAAACCCAACCCAAAACAAAUGGUUUAAACAAGGAACCCCGAGGAGAUCAGCAGAAGCAGGACAAAACUGGUCUGUUCAGGGAAGAAAGUGCCCCUAAAGAGAAAAUGAUGAAGUGAAUCUUAAAGGAUGUUAAAGAAUUAGAUAAGUGGAAAGAAAGGGGGAAAGCGUAUCUUUUAGAUAGAUGCAUUUUUGUGAGAGCAAACGCACACACAGCUGUCUCACCCCAGGUGUUGCCUACAAUUAUAAUUAUAUUUCUUUGCCAUUAAAGAAAGUGACUGGUAAUAAUAUGAAAGCUUGUGAUUAUUCUGUUAACCUAAUAAUAAUAGUAUUUAUUGUAGUCUCACUAUAUGUUAAGCAUUUUAUGUUAGCUCACUUAAGCCUCACAGCAAUUCAGCAAAAACCCAUUUUAUAGGUUAAGAAAACUGAGCCUUAAUGCGGUUAAGUGACUUGCUACAUAGCCAAUACAGAGUUCACAUCCAGAAUUGCAAUUGCAAAACUCAUAGCCGAAGGCCAUGGCUUCCAGCUGGCGUGCUGCCAGACAUGUGAACCAUGCAACAGCUGACCAGUCAGGCUGGGCAAUGCCAUCUUUCCCCCCAGGCUGUCAAGCUAGAACAAUAGUAGCUGACCAGUGUGAAUGAAUCAAAAUUAUAUCUAUGUUUUUGUCAGAUUGGCAAAAAAAUGUAAUCUAUUUUUGGUGUGUUGCAGAAUUUUACUAAUUAGUUUAUGUGUGCCAUGAGAUGAGAUUGAAAUCCCUGAUCUAAGGCCUGCAGUCGCAAUAUUGCAAUCAUUACAUUACUACUUGCUAUUAUUUUUGUUGUAAACAAAGAGCUAUUUCCUUUAAUCCCUUCAAAUUUUUCAGAUUUCUGGUUAAGUUAUACUAGAGUGAUAGAAUGUAUCUUCCUAAUAGAAAAUUGAAAUAAUUGGGGAAUAGAGCAUAUUAAUAUUUUAGGCUUUUUUCUUUCUUUCUUUCUUUCUUUUUUUUUUUUUUUUUUGCUAGACUUUGAUGAGAUUCUUCAAUUUUGUCUGCAUAGUCUCAACUUCUUGAAAAGAAAAAAAAAUGGGUUGGUAGUGAUUAAAGGUCAGUUAAUCUGUGUCCUUCCUACAGGUGAGAGAGAGGGGCUCAUGAAGGCUUCAUAUUUACGUUCCCCCAAGCUAAGCACAACGGCUUGAACCACCCACCACCCACCAAGAACCUAAACCAGUCAUGAACUUGGCCUUGAUUAGCGGAAACAUUUUAUCUCAGAGGUUUGAGAGCCUUGUACCUAGUAGAUUGUUUCAGCUUUGCACCUCUUUGGCUUCCCAGGUUAAUAUGAAAAAUAUCUAGCUGUGAACUAAUUACCAUUUUAGAUCCUGAUCCCUGGCCAGUUUUCUCAAUGGUUAGAGCAUCAGCCCUAGUGGCAGAUUCUUCAGUCCCAGUAGGGAAGCAAGUAGGAGGCAACCAAUUGAGGUAUCUCUCUCACUUCAAUGUUUCUCUCCCCCUCCUCCUACCUUUCCAAUCUCUCUAGAAAUCAAUGGAAAAAAUAUCCUUAGGAGAAGAUUAAAAACCAAUCAUAUAAUGGCCCAAGUUAUUAUGUGCAAUAUAUUCAAUGAUAUUCUUAAGGUAUUUGAAAAGUUGGUUCACCUAAACAAAUCCAAUCUUCUAACUGUUUUGUUAACCAAUUUUGUGCACAGUAUGCAUUUAUAAGUGUUUCUGCAUGAAUAUUUACAUAUGACUUUCAAUAGUCCUUCAGUUUUUAAAAGUGUCAAUGGUUAUUUGCUAUUUUAAUACUCACUUAUCUGGUAUCAAUUCAAGAAUAUUUCAGCCAUAAAAAGCUAGAAUUGAGAAAACUUCACUCUUCUUUACCAGCCCUUUUGCAUUUAAUUGGCAUUUGGUUAUGAUUAAUAAAAUGGUCAGCUGG